AAUAUUCCCAAAACAACCGGCAUCACAAAAGUAUGACUUGAAGCUCCGCGUCCCCUUGCUUACUUGCCCCUAUCGGCUUCUUUUGUUCUUUAUCCUUCUGCUACUCUUCAAGGACAUGGAAGCUCUUUCCCCCGUAACGCUACUUCAGUUCAAAUGUGCUUUCAAAUCUCCAAGUUCUGUAAAUGAUGAGCAGCCCAAGGUUCACAAUAGACUCCCUGCUAAAACAUUGGAAAAAGUGCCAAGGAGGUUGCUUUUGCAGUUUAUGGGAUUCAAUCCCAUUUUGUCGCAUUUUUAUCCUACUCUUGCUGCACCUAUGCUGGAGAUGAAAGAACCUGAAGUGAUUCGGACUCGAAAACUUUCAAGUGGGGUUAGGAUUCAAGAUAUUAUUGAAGGGGAGGGACCAGAAGUUCAUGAAGGAGAUUUGGUUGAAGUCAAUUAUGUUUGCCGGCGCUCCAAUGGAUAUUUUGUCCAUAGCACUGUCGAUCAAUUUAGUGGAGAAAGCAUGCCCGUUAAACUUCCUCUGGAUGAGAAACAGAUCAUAAAGGGUCUGAAGGAGAUGCUGACAGGCAUGAAGGUUGGAGGAAAGAGAAGAGCACUGAUACCUCCUGCAUUAGGAUACAUAAAUGAAAACUUGAAACCAAUACCUGAUGAGUUUGGCCCUCGACGCAGCCUCUUGUCUCAUGUAAAGGAGCCUCUGGUAUUUGAGGUGCAGCUUUUAAAAGUUUUAUGAGGCUAUGUUUGGUUGCAGUUUGGCCCUCGACGCAUCCUCUUGUCUCAUGUAAAGGAGCCUCUGGUAUUUGAGGUGCAGCUUAUAAAAGUUUUAUGAGGCUAUGUUUUUGCAAAGUUUGUUUGAUCUGAAACGGAUUAAUUAGUUGACAUCUUUCUGUUGCUUUUGACUUGUUGACACCUUGAAUGGGCAGCUUCUUUCUAUUUUCAGUGAAGAUUUGGACAUAUUCUUGUUGAACACCAGUCUUUAAUUAAUAUGCACAUAAAUUUUUUUUCCAGGUUA
Molecule: messenger RNA, 1009 nt
Organism: Malania oleifera
Lineage: Eukaryota; Viridiplantae; Streptophyta; Magnoliopsida; Santalales; Ximeniaceae
Product: peptidyl-prolyl cis-trans isomerase FKBP16-1, chloroplastic
Exons: 8
Coding region: 116-730 (204 amino acids)
Molecular function (GO): peptidyl-prolyl cis-trans isomerase activity
Source: RefSeq, a predicted model, not a curated record